Molecule: messenger RNA, 888 nt
Organism: Lodderomyces oxycetoniae
Lineage: Eukaryota; Fungi; Ascomycota; Pichiomycetes; Serinales; Debaryomycetaceae
Product: methylthioribulose 1-phosphate dehydratase
Exons: 1
Coding region: 1-888 (295 amino acids)
Cellular component (GO): cytoplasm
Molecular function (GO): methylthioribulose 1-phosphate dehydratase activity; metal ion binding
Source: RefSeq, a predicted model, not a curated record
AUGCCGGCUCCAUGCAAUUGCAAACAUGUAGAUAAGGUAUCGCAAAGUACGAGUUUGGCGGCCUUGUCACCAGAACUCGAAAAGGAAUUUGCUAAUCCUUUACACCCAGCCAAUUUAAUUUGUGAGUUGUGCAGAUUAUUCUAUGAUAACAAUUGGGUUACAGGCACAGGAGGCGGAAUUUCGAUUAGAGAUGUUGAAGGUCCAAAUCCAAAUCUCGUCUAUAUUGCGCCAUCCGGGGUACAAAAGGAGAGAAUCCAGCCAUGGGAAAUGUUUUUGGUUGAAUUACCAGAUGAAAAAUUAUUGCGUACUCCCAAUGAUAUUCCUGAUGAAUUGACAAAAAAAUACAAGUACAAGCCAAGUGCAUGUACCCCGUUGUUUAUGAGCUGUUACAAAAUGAGAGACGCGGGAGCUUGUAUACAUACGCAUUCGCAAAACGCAGUGAUGAUCACAUUACUCUUUGAAAAUCAGAGCCAAUUUGAAAUCAGCCAUAUUGAACAGAUUAAAGCUUUGCCCAAAUUGGUAUAUAACAAAGAGAGCAGCAAGGUGGAAAAAGUGGCAAGUUUGGAAUAUUACGAUACAUUGACCAUACCAAUUAUAGAAAAUACGCCACACGAAGAAGAUUUAACCGACUCUUUACAAGAAGCAAUCAAAAAUUUUCCAGGAGCUUCAGCAGUUUUGGUGAGAAGACACGGAAUAUAUGUUUGGGGUGAAACUGUUUGGAAAGCCAAGAUAUAUAACGAGGCAAUCGAUUAUCUAUUAGAAUUAGCAAUAAAAAUGUAUCAAGCUGGUAUACCUUUAGUUAAGAAGGUACAAGACACUAUUGAGCAGAGCGAGAUAUGUUGUAACAAGCUACAAGACACUAUCGAACAGAGCGAGAUAGUGUUGUAA